CACGUUACAACCCGGAAGAAAUGCCUUUUCUCUGGUUAACAUUUGAAUAGAUGAGAAUGACCAAUUUAGCUUUUGGAGAAACGGUUAAACGCGAUGCUGCUCCUGUUGUGCAGCCUCUCAUAGUCGUUUUUGUGUCCUAAUCUUUGAGUCUGGAGGUGGAGGCGGUCGACUACGAGCAGCAACGCCCCGAUGAGAGCAGGCAGCCCGUCAGAAGGAGAAAAAUAUCUUCGGUGUGUUUACCAGGCGGUUCAGGGAGGCUGUUUCCCCGCAGUGUGUCGUUAGCUCACCGUGCGGCUGUGCGACUGGUUCUUCAGACGGAGAGGAAACAUGGCUGAGCUGCAUGUUGUGGAACCUAGCGGUGCUGGCACCAUAGAGCAGCCCGAGCACCGCGACAUCCGGGGCUCGGUGCGCCUGGCGUCGCCCACCCUCAUUGUUCCGCCGCGGAGCAGCCAGCUCAGCCCGGGUGGGGUGUCAGGCUGCAGCGGCGGCGGCGGAAGGUCGGUGUUUGGGUUCCCGGUGAAGAGCAAUCCCAGCUCCCCGUCCGAGCCAGUGGACAAGCCGGGCUCCCGCUGGGUCCGGCUUAACGUCGGUGGUACCUACUUCAUUACCACCAAACAGACGCUGUGCAGGGACCCCAAGUCUUUCCUGUUCCGCCUGUGUCAGGAAGACCCGGACCUGGACUCUGACAAGGACGAGACAGGAGCAUAUCUAAUCGACAGAGACCCCACGUACUUUGGCCCUAUCCUGAAUUACCUUCGGCAUGGAAAACUGAUUAUGGAUAAGAAUCUGGCAGAAGAAGGCGUUCUGGAGGAAGCCGAGUUUUACAACAUUGCUUCCCUGGUGAGGCUGGUGAAAGAGAGGAUACGGGACAACGAGAACCGGACAUCUCAGGGCCCUGUGAAGCAUGUGUAUCGAGUACUACAGUGCCAAGAGGAGGAACUCACGCAGAUGGUCUCAACUAUGUCGGACGGUUGGAAGUUUGAGCAGCUUAUAAGCAUCGGCUCCUCAUAUAACUAUGGCAAUGAGGACCAGGCUGAAUUUCUAUGUGUAGUUUCCCGGGAACUCAACAACUCCACUAAUGGCAUCGUCAUUGAGCCCACCGAGAAGGCCAAGAUCCUUCAGGAGCGAGGCUCGCGGAUGUGAAGAGAUCCUGAGCUUAACAACAGUUUAUCAGCAACAACCACGUUGUUGUCGAACAUUUUCUUCACUUUCAUAAACCCCCUUCCACCUUUUACCAUCAUCAUCAUCAUCAUCAUGAUCAUCCGCCCCUUCCCUUCUCCUCUGGUGUGCCUUUCCACAGCGGGCGCUGUUGGCGUCCCCCACAAUCCUUCAGUGCUGCAACGUGACCCUGGCUUGUCGUCUCGUCUCUCCUUCUUCACUUUGGAAGAGAGACGACAGGUUCAGGGCUUUUCCUCGUUGCAGCUUUUUGUUGGACAAUGUGACAGGAGCGCAGGCCAUGGCGCGGAUAUUAGCCUCUUGUUGUUCUCAGUUGGACGGACAGAGCUACCAGAAAUCAUCGUCUCCAUCUCCACCUCGAUUCUGGAUCUCCAUCAUCGUUAUCAGACGGGAUAUUUCCUCUUGUCUUACACAUCUGGCUCUGUUGAUUUAGCAGAAACCUCCUCAGGACUCUCAAAGGACAUAAAGGAAUGAAAACACUCCACUUACUGACCGAGAGAGCAUCGACUCCUCUGCAGGUGGAGCCCGAGACGGAGCAGUCGCAGGCGGAUGGCGCACGGACCGAUCACUCAUUACGAGCUAACCUGGAGCGGCAUCUUUUCUGCGAACCAAGACGUCUCCAGUGGCUCCUUUUGAUCUGUAAGAAAAGAACAUCCAUGACUAAAAAAACGGACUUACCUACACUAGUGUACAAUUUGUCAAGGCAUGUGAGGAAUCUAUAUAAAUCUAUAUAGGCUACAUGAUGAAAUUAUAUGAAAAAUUGAAUGCAAAUGGUGUAAUUAUUGAUUUCUGUAUCAUAGUUGUGAUAUAUUUACAUAUUCUGGUGGUUGAGUCUAUUUAAACAAUGGAGAAAAUAUCAGUUUUCCCGCCCGCUAACACGGGUGUGAAUUUGUGUAUGCAGUGCCUCUCUGCUUUCUGUUCAUCCUGAAAUAUCACCAGUUUUUCAGCUGCACGUUUUCUGUAGUGUUCCUCAAAGAAAAAAAGAAGAUGACACCGGUAAGUUUUCUCUUAAAUAUCCGACUUUAAACUAUUGCAUAUCUUAAAAUUGUAAUUAGGGAUAAGGAAAACUACUGUCAUUGUCAUUUGUCCAAGUAAAGCGUGGUGGAGGUUGGACUGUGGCCAGACUGUAUGCUGCCUCAAAACCCUGAAGCACCCCUCUCCUCUCGGGCCUCGUGCUAUUCUCUUUGCCAAUAUUCGCUCACUUUGCAGCUGCCUCUUGUUGCCACACCAAAAUGACUGUGUUGUCUUACACUCUGCAGCACUUGUAGCAACCGUGGCGCAAGCUAAACUGUACCGCUCACCGCUUAAAGCCCUGAGAUACCUGAGUUUUAUACGCUGUGUAAACAACGCUGCCAGCUGGGAAGUGAGUUCAGUUUUCGUGAGCUCGAGAGCGAAGCCUUAGUAGUUUGGCUAAAGUAUGUUGUUCUUGUGCUAAACAUUAUGUUGAUAUGUUAUUGUGCUGUUUUUGACGCUUUCAAAAACACUGCAACAACAUAGAAAUCUUCUGUACACAGGCCAGGAUGUGAGCUUGAUUUAUACUUCCACACUGUAACAGCUGCUUGGUGGUGAAUAAUGGAGUAUAUUACUUUUGCAAACGUAAUGCAUAUAAUGGGGUUAUGGGGGUUACAGGGCUAAUCUAGGAGCAAGUAACCUGCCUGAAUAAUUCAGUGUCAGCUGCCUGCUUUUUUUUUUUUUUUUUUUUUAGUAAACUGUUAGUGGCAUAGAAAGAAACCACACUAGCUGUGAAUGCUAACAACAGCUUAGCGAAAUUGUAAUGCAGAAGUAUAAGUCAAGCCUUAAUCUGUGCACAUGUGUGCAAGUGAACUGGCUCGUACUAAAGCGAAAACGGUGAUUUGUCAGUUGACAGAAAAUAAACGGGGAUCUGUUCUGGCCAUUUUAGCUCUAGAGUUUUAUUCUUGAGCUUUGCAUGAGUCACAUUUCAGGCUAAUCCUUAUUUGUCCUACAUUUGGGCCGCUUAGCUCAUCCUUGAACUGAAACAAGCUCCUUUAGCUCCCGGAUCCUGGACUCUAGUCUGAUUGGCUGCCCCUCGUAAAGACAAACUGAACUUUUGGCUCCCUGGGAUUACUUGUACAUAAGCUCACCUCAUUUCAUGAAACUUUAACUCGGCUUGAUGAUAGAACAGUAGGUCCCCUUUAAUCUGCCACAAUUGGAUAUCAAGUCACUUAUCAAGCAGAAAGGACAACUGAUCUUUCAGUUUUCUGCUUUUUCUUUUUUAUAUUUAUGUAAAUUGAAUAUAGUUUGGUUUGGAACUGGAUCGGUGCUUCCCUAAUUUGUAGUUUAUCACAUAAUGAAAAUUUUAAAACAUUUCUGGAGUCCAGAUGGUUUAAAAUGGGUUCAUGGGCCUUAUCAAAAUUGGGUAAUUAGUCACAUUUAUUUUAAAAAGAAAAAUCCAAUAAAAUAGCAAAAUAGCUUUUUGUACUUCUUAGUCACACAUCUCACUUCUUACAUCUUGGCUUCAGAUGGCCCACCUCUCACCUUUGAGCCUAUUUUCAAUCAUUUUUACUCAAAUAAUCAGUAACUGUUCAGCCAGUAUUCAUUUAUUUGCUUAUGAGCAAGAAAAUCAAUUUUAUUAGCAGGUGAUGAAGAAAUGCACCUAAUCCUCACACUGAAAAGCGAUAUUCUAUUUCUGCUCCAUCAGUGACUCACAUUUGUUAGUUAAUUAUUAUAUUAUAUUUUAUUUAUUCUGUCAGUGACUAAUCAUUUCACCAUCUGGGGUAAAUGCAGCUCGUUCGUGUGAGCAACUUGAUGCAAAGUUUGAGCCAUAUUUGCACAUAUCAGAAGGAAAACCGAGAAUCACGUUGUUCACAUUUUAAUCAAAGCUGAGGAGCGCUCAGUCAUUAUUGCAGACACCUAUUACUGGCAUUGACCCCUUUGAUAAUCCAUCCUUUGUAUAAAGAAUUUAUUUGAUGCAAUUAUGUUGUACCAAGCAUGGGGAAAAAUAAUGCAUUUUAUUGGGGAAAAAUGGUACCUUACCUGCUGUUGUUACGCUCCCUGACCAUGUUCGGUCAGGAUUCGGAGCUCAAACUUUGAUGUGACUUCCUCUUUGUUGUUGAGGGUUUUUUUAUAUAUAUAUAUAUUCUUCACCUAUUGAGUGUGUUGUGCUGUUUUCUUCAACAGACCAGAGUCAUGAGCAGACUUGCUAAAAAUACUGCUAAAAAUGCCCAAACAUGUCAUUCAGAAGCACUUUUGUUUCCUCCCUUGUGGUUUUCUUGGCCCAUUCAAAGCACCUUGGGUGUUGAUUCCCUUCGUUUUUGUCCAGUGUUGUGCCUUUGACCUGUGUUGUGCACAGUUGUACUCCCCUCUUAUCAUAAUGUGCCUCUCAUACCUUAAAAAAGCCAGGAGGCACGUAUCUGAGGUAUCAUGUAUACUGUGGUCUUUUUAUCCUGGUUUUUAUCGUUGGUGUUUCCGUAAGAGGCGAACCAAACGGAAACACUACCCUUGGCGUUAUUUUAUUAUAUGUAAAUUUUACAAAUUGCUGCUUUCUUUGUGCCAUUGCGUUCCAGCUCAAUCCAACCACAAUCCCUCACACUCCUGGAGGUUUGACAUUUCUGUUGUGGUGGUUUGUUGGCAUUGUUGGUGGAGUGGACGACAGGAAGUCAGUCCAAGCUGGUUUCCCUUUUUUUAAUUUUUGCUCGUAUCUUAGUAAAACUCCAAAAAUGCACUUGGCAAUUAAUUUGAUGUCAAACUUAUUGUAUUGUGGCAGCUUCUUUUCUCCUUGACCUGCAUGCUGAAGCUACCUACAAUGGCCCCACUUUUAAGUGUGUGUAACCAAUAUUUAAAGCACUUAAUGUACCCUCGUGAACCCCGGUUUGGUCUCACCAUGGUUGCAGAGUUUGGUGGCUCCCAACUUGAGUUUUUUUUUUUUUAACUUUCUUUCAAUGUUGCUUUUAGCCCAAGAGCUUAGGAGUAUCAGUCAGUUUAUAGACUGGAAAUGUUGGUAUUUAAAAUGACAAAAGAGGUGAUUACAUGGCAAACGUUCAAGUACAGAAACCUGAAAAAAAAAGCAUCAUCGCAGAUAUUUUGCUGGUGUCGUUAGCUUCCCAUUAAUACAACAAAAUUUUAUCUUUUAAUUCAUUUAAUUUUUUAAUUCAGCUAAGUUAAAAUAUAAAAAUAUUGUAAAUAGAACUAAAUAUAUCACAGACUGGUAGGGUGGGAGUUUGGGCUAGCUACUGCUAUAAAGGAAAAAGAUACAUGGGAUUUAUAAAACAAGAAGAAACAUUUUUAAUGAUAAAACUGCCAAUUUAAAGUUUGUUUAGUAGAUAUUAGCAUUUUAAAGCCAAAAUUAGAAUUCUAAUUAUUUAGUGUAAUGGGUUUAACACAUUUUUAUUUAAAAAAUAAAAAUGUGUCAGAAGAUUCUUUUGGAAAUAUCAAUUUUACUGUUAACUGCCACCUCUGUGUUAAGCUAAUUAGCUUUUAAGUUCUUGUUAGCAUCGAGCUAGCCACACUAUCUUCAUGUAGCUUUAGCUUUAAGCUUUAGAUUCAUUUUUUCCCCCUGAAUUUAAAUAUAAUUUAGCUGAAAAUAAACAAAACCACCCGAUCAUCAUGAAACAGAAUGUUAUACAAUAAUUUAUUUUUUAAAUUGUCCUGCUCUACAAUAAUAACGUCAGCGUUUUGUUUAGCCACUGUGAGAGUGUUAGCGUGUUGAUGUUAACUCUUUGUUUUAUUUCUUGAGGAAUUAAAUAAACUGUUCAGACAAGCUAAAAUGUUUUUAAAAAGUAGAAAUAUGCAACCAAAAAAGUUGGGAACCUCUGACCGAGCUAAACUUGGCAGUGUGUUUAUCUCAAUAUUUUCUUCAAACCAUAUUUUCUUUAAACAGAGAAACAACUUUUGACCUGUUUUUGUUGUUUUGUUUUUUGGGGGUUUUUUUUGGGGGGAGGGGGGUAUUUUUAGGGGGUGUUUUUUUGUUUGUUUGUUUUUUUUACGUUCACCUGUGCUAGUUACUCAACAAAUAACAUGCAAUGCUAACAAAUCUGCAAAAAAUUACUCGUGAAAACAUGAGAGCAUGCAUUGUACUAGAGAUGUCGUGUACUGGAUUUUGUCUGACCUCUGUGUUAGUGCAAACUAAAUGUGAUGCAUGGUGUUGGGAAGCAGAGGGACGGCAUGGCUCUGUGGUUUGUAGGUGUAGAUUUCUUAAGUGGAACAGUUGGUCUACAAGUCGACGUAUUCUCCUAUUCACAACUUCUGUUUCUUUGUCGUUUUUGUAUCUUUGUCACGUCAAUUGAUCUUAAAAGUAGAAACAAGAGCUAGCUUUAAUCACAUAUUACCCUACUGAUGAUAUUGCAGACGUUUUCACCCCCAUAACCUUGGUUUAUAUAGCAUUUAUGUGACCUGCAGGUCAACACAAAACUAAAAAAAAAAAGUUUUUUUUAAUUGAUUGAUCAUUUUGCCAGUUAACCUGUAAACACCUGCAUGCGUUUGUGGACAUGCACACUUGUACACUCAUUUAGACGUAUUGAUAAUGUCACCUAUUAACUUACUUUGUGUUCAUUUAUCAACAGUAUUGAUGUCAAAUGUGAAUAUUGUCAACUGAGACUGUGGAGAAACGUCUGGAAGCCGACAAAACAUUUUGUCUGAUUGUUUGUUUCACUUUUAUUUAUUUUAUAUUUUCUGAAUUUUGUCUACCAUGUAACAAUUUUAACAAAAACCCAGUCUGGUUUUUAUUCAUAAAAUGUGUCUGUGUUUUAAAUUGUGGCUCACUGACUAUUUGUUGGUUCCUUUGAGUGUUGAUUAAAAAAAAAUAAACAAAGUGAAGUUCA
Molecule: messenger RNA, 6953 nt
Organism: Neolamprologus brichardi
Lineage: Eukaryota; Metazoa; Chordata; Actinopteri; Cichliformes; Cichlidae
Gene: kctd2
Product: potassium channel tetramerization domain containing 2
Biological process (GO): proteasome-mediated ubiquitin-dependent protein catabolic process; protein homooligomerization
Cellular component (GO): Cul3-RING ubiquitin ligase complex; cytoplasm
Molecular function (GO): cullin family protein binding
Source: RefSeq, a predicted model, not a curated record